CCCGGCCCCGCCCCCGGCCACGACAUGAACCUUAGUCACAGGGCGAGCGCCCUCCUCGACAAGGACGGCGUCGAACACGGGGCGUCGGCGGACCCGAUGUCGCACCGCAUCAUCGAGAAGCGGCGGCGCGACCGCAUGAACAACUGCCUGGCGGACCUCUCGCGCCUCAUCCCGGCCGAGUACCUGAAGAAGGGGCGCGGCCGCAUCGAGAAGACGGAGAUCAUCGAGAUGGCCAUCCGCCACAUGAAGCACCUGCAAGCGCACGCCUGCCGCCACGCAGGAGUGCCUGUCCGAGGCAUGCACUUCAUGGUGGGAGGUGGAAGGCUUCUUCCCGGCGACCCGCUCUGCGUCCAGCUCAUCAACCACCUGCAGCGGCACCGUGAACGCAUCCUCAAGGUCUCCGCUUCCCCUGCACUGUCCUGCGAGUGUCGCACGAGGCAGACGAGCGGCCCCACUUGGCGGCGCGGGUCUCCUCUGCCCGUCUUCCGUGACUCACUGUUCCGCUCGACGCGCUGGGCUCGCAGGCGACCGGGCUCAACUUCCCGCGCACCGCACCUGGGCGAUGAGCGACCAGCUCGUCGGCAGCUCGUGUGGUCGGGCGCGGCCGGUCCGCUGGCGGAGGCGGCGGCGGCGAGAGGAGGAAGCGGCGGCGGCGGCCUGGGCAGCUCCGGGCUGGGCAGCGCGUCGGCCGUCCGCCUAGGGCUCCGGGGUCGUCGCCGGGCUCACCUGCAGGCGACUCUGGGCGCGCGGACCCGCGACCGGCGUGGGCGGGGGCGGCGGCGGCCGGCAGCGCUGGCCGGGCCCGCGGCGCCUCGCGCCCCUGGGCUGGCGCUGGCCGCGCGCCACGACGACUGCUACGAGGAGGGCGCGCCCGCCCCCGCCCCGCCCCCCGCCCCCCGCCCGCGCCCGCCCCGCCCUCGGCAGCAGCUGCGCGACAUGCUCACCAAAACGCCCCGCAGCCUUUGGCUUCGCUGGCAGGCAGCGGAGGGCUGGCGCCGGGCACGCCCGCAACCUGGGGCGGCACGUCCGUCAUCCCAAAACGGCUCCGCGCCGCCGCUGCCCACGCUAGUUACCAGCCCGCCCGCGUCGCCAGGCCCCGCCCCGACGGCGCCGCCGGGCCGCGCUCUAACAAGUUCAAGAAAAAAUCAAGACAGCGCUUCUCCGCGGAGCACCACCACUCCGGCGCGGGCGGGCCCUGGCGGGGGCGUGCGGCUGGCGCCUCGAGCGCCCAAAGCGGCGCGCUACGCCUCGGACGAGGACGGGCCCGGCGCCGCGGCGCAACCGUGCUAAGAAGAAGACAGGAAGAAGAAGAAGACAGGAAGAAGAAGGAGAAGACAAAGAAGCAGAAGAAGAAGGAGGAGGAGAAGAAGACAGGAAGGAGAAGAAGAAGACAGGAAGAAGGAGAAGAAGAAGACAGGAAGAAGGAGAAGAAGAAGACAGGAAGAAGGAGAAGAAGACAAAGAAGCAGAAGAAGAAGGAGGAGGAGAAGAAGAAGAUAAGAAGGAGGAGAAGGAGAAGAAGACAAAGAAGCAGAAGAAGAAGGAGGAGGAGAAGAAGAAGAUAAGAAGGAGGAGGAGGAGAAGUCAGGAAGAAGGAGAAGAAGACAGGAGGAUGAGAAGAAGAAGACAGGAAGAAGAAGAAGGAGGAGGAGAAGAAGAUAAGAAGAAGGAGGAGGAUAAGUCAGGAAGAAGGAGAAGAAGAAGACAGGAGGAUGAGAAGAAGAAGACAGGAAGAAGAAGAAGAAGAAGAAGGAGGAGGAGGAGGAGGAGAAGACAAGAAGAAGACAGGAAGAAGAAGGAGAAGACAAAGAAGCAGAAGAAGGAGAAGAAGAAGAAGGAGGAGGAGAAGACAGGAAGAAGGAGAAGAAUAAGACAGGAAGAAGGAGAAGAGGAAGACGGGAAGAAGAAGAAGGGGGAGGAGAAGAAGAAGAAGAAUGAGAAGGAGGAGAAGGAGGAGGAGAAGAAGACAGGAAGAAGAAGAAGGAGAAGAAGAAGGAUACGAAGAAGAAGAAGGAGAAGACAGGAAGGAGAAGAAGACAGGAAGAAGAAGAAGAAGAAGAAGAAGAAGAAGAAGAAGGAGGAGGAGGAGGAGGAGGAGGAGGAGGAGGAGGAGGAGAAGGAAGAUGAGAAGAAGACAGGAAGAACAAGAAGAAGAAUUAAUUCUAACGCUUUUGAGGUAAGUAAAUCGGGUCAAUUACCAGAACAUGUAGGCCUGCAGUCACUUUUACCAGACAUUGAAACGCGAGUGUAACCUCAGUAAGUAUUAAAAACAUUUUUAUUUAAUCGCUUUUUAUAUACAAUGAUUUUGGGAAUUUAAAAAUACUACAUUAGAGUAGUGCCGUAUUAAAACGGGCUCGGGACCAAGGCCCUCAUUGGUGAACAUCCCCGACAGCUCUUAAAAAAAAUUAAUACAAUUUUUUUUUGA
Molecule: messenger RNA, 2424 nt
Organism: Gryllus bimaculatus (two-spotted cricket)
Lineage: Eukaryota; Metazoa; Arthropoda; Insecta; Orthoptera; Gryllidae
Source: the annotation of a GenBank genome assembly